This is a messenger RNA of Oncorhynchus kisutch (coho salmon), 845 nucleotides long. RefSeq names its product snRNA-activating protein complex subunit 3. Lineage: Eukaryota; Metazoa; Chordata; Actinopteri; Salmoniformes; Salmonidae. Gene Ontology annotation, biological process: snRNA transcription by RNA polymerase II; snRNA transcription by RNA polymerase III. The record is from RefSeq and is a predicted model, not a curated record. Gene Ontology annotation, cellular component: snRNA-activating protein complex. Gene Ontology annotation, molecular function: core promoter sequence-specific DNA binding; bent DNA binding; RNA polymerase II cis-regulatory region sequence-specific DNA binding.
GAGAGCCUAGCGGUGGGGAAAAGGCCUGAGGACCCUGUUGACUUGGUGCCAGAAGGGGAGAUAAUUUUGAGCAUAAACGUUCUCUACCCUGCCAUAUUUGAGAGAUUUAGGUAUGUGAGGCCCCACAUGACCCUUCAGAUGCUGGGCUCCCAUAGUCUGGUGGACCUGAGGGAUGCUAUCUGCUGUAUCAGCGACCUUCAGGUCUGAGAGUUCAGCAACACGCCUGACAUGGCACCGGACUUCAUCAGCAAGGAUCACUUCAAAUCCGCCUUCUUCUACUUUGAAGGAGUCUUCUACAAUGACAUGCGUCACCCUGAGUGUCAGGACAUGAGCGAGACCACCAUUGAUUGGGCAAAGACCAGAGACUUCCCCACAUUCCACAAGGCCAAUAUGGAGGACACCAGGUUCUAUGACCUGAAGGUGAAGGUGGGCUACCCCUACCUCUUCUGUCACCAGGGAGACUGCGAGCACGUUGUCAUCAUCACCGAUAUCAGACUGGCUCAUAAGGAUGACUGCCUGGAUAGGAAGUUGUACCCUCUCCUUACCCACAAGCACAGGGUCAUGACCAGGAAGUGCGCCGUGUGUCACGUCUACAUCGGCAGAUGGUUAACCACAAAUGAUCCAUUUGCUCCAAAUGACCCGUGUCUCUUCUGUGAGCGAUGCUUCCGCAUGCUUCACUACGACAAGAAAGGAAACAAACUAGGACAGUUCCUGGCCUACCCUUAUGUGGACCCUGGGGCCUUCAACUGAGACGUCCUGUUUCUCCCUCCUACUGCUGGGCAGUAUUAGUAAUGGCACAUAGGGCACAUAUUUCUGUUGGCAUUAAAGCACUUUAUUUACUGUUC